AUGUUUCAAAUAUUCUGCCUGCUUAUCUAUGCACAACUCGGCGCUAGCUUGCUGGAUAGAAGUAAGCGCAGCCCCUCCGGCUUCGGACUGGCCUAUCUUCAACGCGAAUUUGAAGACGAGGAGGAUUACCAUGAUUCGAGCGGCCGAAGCGCUAUGCUUGAUGGGAAUAUUCGCCGGGAUGAGGUUCUGAGCGACGCGCGCUGCCUAGAGCGCUGCAACAACCAGCUCAAUUUUGGAAUGGACAUGGUCAACGUAGGUGUCGUCGGGGCCCAGGAUCUGGACCUGUUCUGCCGGCUUGAUAGGCAACACUCGCGCUGUGUCGACGAGUGCGGUUACUCGGUGCAGUUCAACCUUCGCGAAUAUAUUUGCCGACAACGGAUCGGCGAGAUGAAGAAGCAUCUCGCGUGCUAUGCGGCGACGGCGCCACUGCUGACGCGUCACUGUCGACCACGUUGCGGAGGCUACUCCUCUUUGAAACAUACACUCGAUGGAUAUGCGACAAGGUGCCGCCAGCUUCUGUGCGACCAUGUUUGCACCGACUUCUUGCUCAAGAAAGUUUGCGGCCCGCAAACCGGCAGCAACUCCUCGAGAUUUUUGCUGGACUUUACGAAACUGCAGGUCGAAUACUGGAUCCGAGAUUAUGCAACGCAAAACAGCCAGCAAGUUACACAAGUCUACCCAGCCUCCUGCGCCAAAAUACAGUGCAGCCGCGACGCGACGCCGACGAGGCCAUCACUUCCCCACUCG
This is a messenger RNA of Mesorhabditis spiculigera, 747 nucleotides long. NCBI's taxonomy places the organism in Eukaryota, Metazoa, Nematoda, Chromadorea, Rhabditida, Rhabditidae. The record is from the annotation of a GenBank genome assembly.